AUGGCCUUAGAAAAUAUGUAUAAAAAUAUUGAUCAAAAAAGUGAAGUAACCAAGGAGAAAAUCAAAAAUGCUGUGAUGAAAGGAUCUUAUACUUUUAAAAGAGAUGCUAAAGGAGAUAAAUGUAAUGCAUUAAUGACAUACACAUCUGACAAAGUUCAAAAAUCAUCUUACACCUUUAAUGAUCUUCAAGAUUUACGUGGCCGUGCAUUAUUGAUUGCAAAACCAACUGUGGUAAACCUUAAUCUAUCAGUUGAGAAUGCAUUGGAAGAUGAUCAAAAUAUUAAAAAUUCCAUGGAUGUGUUUGUUGAACAAGUUGAUGUGGCUCAGGAUAUAAUAAAUUUUUCAUCAAAACUUGUACAAAUUGGACAUUUUGAAUUCAGGAAAUUUGAUGUGACUGUAAAGGGAACAGAUAAAAUGAAAGAAUUAUUAAAACAAUGUAAAGAAAAAUUAAGUGAAUGGGAGGAUAUCAUGAACAAAGCACAAGAAAAUCAUUACUAUUUAACAUUUUUCCCUGGCCGACACAUCCUUACAUUCUAUGAUUAUUUUUCAAAUGUCAACAAUCCUAAUGUGAUUGAAGAAUGUCAAAUACUUAUUCGAUUUGUAAAUAGAAGAGCUGAAUUACCUUCUGAUAAAAAGAUCAUGGGGAUUUCUUCUAAAAAGAAUAAUUACUAUGAUAUCCUCUGUGAAAUUGGUAAAAAAUUACAACUUAUUUUUGAAAAACUUCCUAAAAAAAUUCGUCAGGUCAAAAAUAUAGAUGAUCGUGUAAUGUCAGAUGUUGUACUUAAUGGCAAAUUAUUUGUGGCAGCUUGUGAUGAGAAAUUACGUGUUCCAAAUAUCAUUAUGUCAUUAUAUGCUAAUAACAGAUCACACCCUGAACCAUGGCAACUUUUAAUAUGCACACCUUUAACAACCUCAGAAGAAUUAACAAUUUUUAUUAAGCGUUGUUUUUUUGCAGCAAAUAAUGGGCAUAAAGAUCAUUUGUUUUGCAUAGCAAAUUUGGAAUUAUUAGAUUUUGAAUUACAAUAUAACUUGGUUAAAUUUAUCAGAUUGAUGUGUAAACGUGAAAAAAAUUAUUUGUUGGCAUUGAUUUGUUGUCGUGAGCCUGGAAUACAUCAUCACAUUUUAGAUCAAUUUUCACAAGAUGUAUGUGUAACUAAUGGGCUGAAUACUGAAUCAAUGAAAACAAUAUUCCAUGAUUUGUGUCCAAAUGUGACUUCUUUAUCUUCAGAUCUUUCUGGGCAAGGAAAAACAGAAUGGAUUAAACAAGACAGUUUUGAAAAAGGAAAAGUUACUUGUAGUCUUUUAAUCAGUGAUGGUUUAAAUUUUAGUAAGCUUGUUAGUCAGCUUAAAGAAUGUAAAUUACGAAAAGUAGAAAGUUUACACUUGAACAUUGUUUCAGCUGAAAACCCUAGUGAAGUAAACAUGUUUCUUUUUGAAUUAUUAAUUUUAGGAAUAGUUUCUAAUAGUGUAGAUAUAGCUAUUUUACCUGCAACUGAAAUUUAUAUUGAGGUAGCUUCAACAACUGAACAAAAAUUAUUAAACUCUAUGCCAAUUACUAGUUAUUUGAGAAGGAAACAUUUGUCAUGGGACAUCAAUAACCUUGUAAUAUCUCAAGAGAUCAACAGUCCAAUUCAAAUAGUAUGUCAUUAUUUAAAUGCAUUUGAUCGUAAGGCUAUUGAAGAGAUAGAUAUUCUAUUCAAGACUGACAAAAAAAUUACAGUUCCUUUGCCUGCAAACAUGUGUCAUGGACUUAUUACAAAAUAUUUCUUUAAUCAAAAUGCUGAUGAUGUUUCAUCAUUUAGAUUUAUAGAAAUUUUUGUGAAUGUGUUUGCUGACCAACUAGUAAGAUUUUCUUCAAGAUUUUGCAACCAAAUCAAUCAAAACUAA
This is a messenger RNA of Entrophospora sp. SA101, 1887 nucleotides long. The record is from the annotation of a GenBank genome assembly. Lineage: Eukaryota; Fungi; Glomeromycota; Glomeromycetes; Entrophosporales; Entrophosporaceae.